AUGAGCUCGGAUCGCGAGCUGCAAACGUCCCUACGGACGGCGGCGUCGCAGCUGAGCCCACGACGCCAGCAAGACGGCGGCACGGCCACGACGUCGCUCCCGUUUUACGAAAACAUUGCACCUGGAGAAGCACUGAAGCGGCUCUUCGCGUGGUUCCACCCGAGACCGCUUGCAAACGCACGAGACAAAGAUGGCAUGAGCGUCGAUGAGUUUAAUCAACUCAGACGGUGCGUUGGCCAUCCCGUCGUCACGACCGCGGACUGGACGGCAGCCAUGCACGAGCUCCACCCAGACGACGCGACCGACGUGUGGGUACGCGAGUCGGAAUUCAAUGAACUCUUUGGGUUUGCACCGUUCUUCGGCAUCCACGAAAGCGCCCACGCCCCCGUGCACCUGUCCAUCAUGCACCAAAUCGCGGCGAUGGAGCAGUUUGUGCAUUUUCUGCUCAUGUUGUUUGAAAAGUUUGCCGACCCGUCGACAUCGAGCUUGACAUUUGCAGCCGUGCAGGGGAUGCAGCGCAAGGCGUGCGUCAAGACCAAAAUUGACGAACGCAGUUGGGAGCGGCUGUGCCGCCAAGUCCAGGCAGUGCGAUUGGAGCUUCAGUGGCAGCAGUUUGGACAAGCGUGGCACAUCAACUUAAACACAAACGGGCUCGUGGCAGGAAACUUUUUAUUUGGCUCGAAUGGCAAACCGCUUGCACCCGCGGACGUCGUGCAGACGAUUCUCGCUGAGGAGAAGCUCGCGACGCAUUUCGCCAAGGACAACUUGAUUUCGCGCCAGGCGCUGCACGGCCUCCUCAAAGCCGGGUCCACCCAGCGCACUCUGGCAGACAAGGAGUGGUGCGCCAUUCUAGAAGAAAACCAGACCACGUAUCCCGGACCUGGCGGUGGGACAAGUCACACGAUGCGCGCUACGGAAGCCACUCGAGGCGCUCCCCACGACAUCAUCGUCCACAAUGCCAACAACAUGAUGCUGUACGAGAUAGCGUUCGACGAGCCUGGAGCGCUCGGCAUCCAAGUGCAGAGUGAUUUUUUCGGGCAGUGUAUGGCUGUUCACUCGAUCGACGGCCAGGCGAAGAAGCACCCGACGAUCCAAACGGAUGACAUCGUGGCGUCCAUCGACGGCGAACUCAUGUUCUUCGACCCCAUCGGCUCGGUCGACGGCGAACGGGCGCGCCAAGACAAAGUCCAAUCUCAACUGGACACGCACGACGCCACCGUGCGCAAGGUCGUGUUUUUGCGUCAAGAAGUGUAUUACCAUAUUCAAGACACAGAUUUGAAGCUGUCGUUUCGUACGUACGAGCCGAUCGGCCGCGGCGGGGCGUUUUCGAUUUUGCUACCGCCCGGCGCGACGGGCGACUCGGUCACCGUGUCGUUUGAACCGACAUUGCAAGAUUUGCUGCGCCCGACGUGCAAAUACGACCCGGCAACGUCAACGGCGACAGUCGCGUUGACCGGCGCAAAAGGAAUCAAGCAAGGGGCGUUCAUGACCAUGUUUAUUCAUGGCAUUACCACGCGCUUGCUGGCGGGACCUGGCGUCGUGCUCCACAGCCCCGCCAGUGAUAGCGAAGGGACUACGAUGCGCACAACCAUCACCCUCUUCAAUGACUGGUCUACCUGGCGCGCGCUCGUCCAAGAAACGUUUUUGGCGUCGAAAGGGGCGCGCCCCACGACGAAAUUUGCCGACCCGUCGCUGCGCCCCAUCACGGUCGAGGUUGUUCGGGGAGGGUCGGGGAUCUCGUUUGCCGCCGAUUUUUUCGGACAAUGCGCGGUCGUCGCGGACCUCGAUCCGUUGAAAGAUGUCGGGGGCGUCGUCAAGGACGACGUGUUAAGCGCCAUUGUGUUUCAAAACAGCCAAGGCGUACCCGAACGCUUCAACGCGAUCAAACCGUUUUCGUUGGCCCGGUCGACGGAUGACCAUUACACGGCUGUCAUGGCGGAGCUGGACGCGCGGGUCGCGUCCGAGGAGCCGUACACGCUACACUUUCUGCGGCUCCAGUCGCACUACGUGCAACUCGGAGACCGCACGACGUUGACGUUCAAUGCUCUCACCGACCUUGGGCCGGACAGCACGAUUGCGAUUGAAAUGCCGACUGCGGACUGGAAGGCCAAGGAUGUCGAAGGAAUCGACGUCGAGUUCCUCAAACCGACCACGGUCCGGACGUCGAAAACGUACUGGAACGCAGCGUCGCACGUGCUUGAAAUCACGUUGGACACUUCGAGCAACGCCAUCCAAGAAAACGCACAGGUAAUCGUCGCGGUCACGGGCAUCCAAGGGGUGUCGGACAAGAGCGCGGGGCCGUCCGAGAUUACGGUCGCAUCGAAUGGGCAAAUGCGAUUCGAGCUGCACGACCACUGGCAUUCGUUCUUGGGUGGGCUGGGCGGCGUCGUUGCCGACAACCUCGUCGACGUCCUCACGCGUCUCAAAACAUCGCCGCUAGACUUGUGGACGAUCCUCGAAUACGCGCACUUGCUGUUCCGCAUGUUUCAAGACGACAAGACCCAACUGCUCACGUAUGACGGUGCGAUGCUGUUCCGCGAGGCCGUCACGGGCGAGACGGAGCCGAUGGACGUGGAAAAGUGGACGAAGUUCUGCCGCUCCGUUGACGCCAAACCUCGCUUGGGCCUCACCGAGAAGCAAUUUACAUGCAGUGUCCUGGAGCUGGUCAACAUGGACCGUCGCUUUUUGUCGACCAAGUUUGAAGGUCAUGACCUGAAGCGGCUGUACGUGCACUUACACUCGGUGGACAAGCUGUUCGACGAAGCGCUCGAGCUGUUCGAAGACGGCCGCCACCACGCGACAGUGCACAUCGACAGUCUCCGCGGCCUCCACAAGGCGUGUUUUUCGUCGAUGCCGUGGGCAGACUUCCUCCAGCACAUGCAAAAGACCGACGUGACCAAGUACGAGUGGACUCAGCACGACUUUUACCGCAUCUUUGCGCUCCCUAACAAGAAGCUCAACCCCGUCGACGCCUGGAUCAAUUUGCACUACUCAAAGCUCCUCUUUGACGAGUUUGCCCGUGUCCGGGUCAUUCGAAAGCAGGAGCUGCGCGACCUCCUCGCCGCCCGCAAAUCGUCCUUCCAACUCGACGACGACGUGUGGGUGAAGCUUUGCUCGACGAUUGAGGGCGACCACGGGUCCGCGACGUCCGGAAUCACGUGCGCAGGCUUUGUCCAGUUGUAUCCGUCGGCCGCGUUUGGCAAUCGCGACUCUGUCCUGGACUGGAACUACAUCCAAGCGUACAAAAUGGAGCCCGAGCCGCGGCACACUCGAGCAGCGGCGCUCGCGGCCGAGAUACAGGCAGCGCCCGAGAAAAUUAGCGUCAACGAACUUGCCGAGGAUAUGCUGGAUGCGGCAGCCAGUGUCGACGAUUUUGCCGAAGAAGCCGUGAAUGCCGGCAUUGCGUUUAGUCGCACGGAAGAAGUCGUCGAGCGCACGAUCGAACUCAAGGACCCGGCGUGGUCGACUUCGUUUCAGUCGAACUUGGCAACGCGCAACAAGGGCAUCUUGCAACUCACUGUCAAGUGCGCCAGUGAGCUGCACGACGUGGCCGAAGCCGACACGUGUUCAACCGAGCUCGAGCAGUACUACAUCGUCGCAUACACCAUCACGGGGGCGGACUGGAACGACGAGUUCCAAAAGCCCAAGGGAAAGCCCUGGCGCAAGAAAGCGCGAGACGUCCUCUUUGGCCAGCGUUUCUCGUCGUACAAGUGUGCACCACACGAAGAAUGGGACCAAGGCGAGUCGCAGCAGCUCGUGGCCGAGUACUUGGAGAUGGAGCAGCAUUUCAAACAUUACCCACGAGACAACGCCGACGACUACAUGGCGUCCCGAGACCAAUUGGUCCAAGUGUACAACACGAUGAACCCGUACGCGUCCGUGACGGAGGAAGCUCCUCUCGACUUGCGCAGCCACCGCAUGAUUUCUCGCUUGGUCACCAAGGACCCGUUGGCCGACGGCGUCGUCAAGUUUCCAAACGAGCGGUUCCGUCUCUACCUGGACAGGACGCGGACCACAGACGCGCAGACGCACGUCGUGAUCAAGUUGUUUAAGCGCACAGAGCGCGCGCGCAAGUUCAACCCACAGAAGUACGAACGACUCCUCCAGGCCACGAUCGAGCUUGGGCGCGCGGAGAAGUCGGAGCGCGUGAUUCGGACCCUGUUGGAGAAACAAAAGCAACUGCUCGUGGAAUCGCUCCACUUGUUUGACGUGACGGCCGAACUCGAGAUGCAAAUGACGAAAUUCAAGCGCAAGGAACAUGAAGCGGACGCCCUGGUGCGGCGCAUCACCGCGUUGCGCACCGAAGUUGACGAGCUCGAGGCAGAGCAAGCCACGUGGCGCCAAAACCAGAAACGCGCCAAGUUCAAGACGCAAUUGCUCGGUCAAACUGCGCUGCCGAUUCAAGAUUUUUUGGACGUCCUGCACGAUGACUCGCUCGAGACGGACGACCUCGCCAUCAUAUACGACCUCGAGCACAAAGCGUCGGGGAAACUGCUCCUGAGUGUCGAGUACAAGUGCGACACCGUCAGCAAGAUGGCCGACACCCAGCCCCUUGUCGCCGCCGACCCAGAUAAGUUGGAGUACCCCGCGGACGCCCCGCUGGCCGUCAAGUGGGCUACAAGCGAUGAGUUUGGAGUCCAUCAAGGCGACUCGAUCGCGUUAGUGCGCGAGAACGACGACAAGAAGCUCAUGUUGUCCAUGUCGUUCUUCACGUUGUUCUGGAGCUCAAAAACCAACAACUGGGACAUUUUUGACUCGAGCGUGGCUCUAUAUUCGGGCGGAGAGACCAAAGCCGCCAUCUUACAUCGGACACCCUCCGAGGAUGGGGACGGCGCCAAGGCGUCGGGUAUGUUUCUCCUGCCGUCCGCGAGAGACUUGUCCCUUCCCCCCGGCACGUACCGGCUGAGCUUGAUCCGCAAGGAAACGAUCGAAGGCGUCAACUACCGGUCGUCCGUGGGAGCAAGCGCCGGGCUCAACGUGUACGUCGGCGUGAACAGCAUCCACACAAUCUUUGGCACAACGCCUCUGGUCGAUGUAAAGACAGUCAAGUGCUCGAUGUCGGUCAUUGACACAGCGACCAACUUGAUCCAAGUCAGCACGAUGCCAGUGUCGUCGUCGUCGUGGUGGUUCCGGGCGUGCGGGUACGAUGCUGAACUGGACAAUUCGAUCGCAAUGCUGUCGGCUGAAUCCGCGGAAUUGGAGAAGCAGCUCAGUGUCCGGGACCUUCGCGCCGCCAAACGCACGCGCUUGGAAGAGCAAUUGGCGCUGUGCCAAGUCAAAUUGCGCGCAGCGGAAAACGCCAAGGCCAAAGGAGUGGCUGGCAUCAAGAACCAUCAAGACAAAGCAAGGGCCGAACUAGAUGCGCUGUUGGUCGAAUGGCAGUCGCUCAAAGCCCAGAGGACCACGGCCACAGAAAAAUGGCCCCUGGAACUGCAGGUGGCCGACAUUGAAGCGCGAUGCCGGGAUCUAGAAGACCAAGUCAAAGGAUGGGCACUCAUCCGUGUCGAAUUUGAAAAGCGCCGGAGUGUGCUGCAGCUGACCGGGGCGGCACCCGAGGUCCCGCCGCCAGAGUUCAAUUACAGAAGUCCGAUGCGUGUCGAGUUUUUGCUGGAAGGGGCGACCGGGACGCUGCCGCAGGACAACCCGCACUUGAACGACUUGAGCAACGACUGCGUUGUCAUUUUACCCCAAGUGGUCGUGGAAACGUCGGACCGCAUCCGCGUCAAGAUCUUGGGCAAGCUCCAGACGAGCGAUGCCGAGCGCACCAACCGCAUUCGAAAGCAAAUCCAAUGGGAGCUUCAAAUCAUGUUGACGGUCGUCCAGUUUGCCAACGCCAACUUCUUCGAAAAGGCGCGGACGUACAUGAAAUUGUGGUCCGCCUUGAAGAAGCUGCGCAAAGUGCGAUGGCUGUACGUGUUUGAGGAGUGCCUGCCGCUGUAUCACAACGCAUCGACAAAGCUCAAGGACCACUUUCCCGCGAUCAUCGCCGAGUUGAUUGAGGAGUUGCAAUGUCGCACCGACGAGCUCGAGUUGGAGAGCGACGGCCAGGUCAAAAACAACUUGUUCCGCCGUCAAAUCCCCAUCAAGGAGUCCGUUUUCACCCAAGACGAACGCUGUGGCGUGUCGGGGACCAUCGACGGAUCGGUCGCCAGCUUCGUCGGCGACGAUGUCUCGGUUGGCGAUAUGUAUAUUUGCAAGUACAUGCGCCGGGGCGACGCGACCGGGUCACUCGGCGAGCUCGGCCGGGUCGGACCGUUUGCGAUUCAAUCAAGCGCGAAAAAGUCGUCGUGGUUCACCCUGACCGUCCACCAAAAGCUGGCGCUAGUCGAAGCUGCGUUUCACUUGUUUGUUCUGACGCUCAAGUACUUUGUCGCAUUGCUCAACUUGUCGUUCAACGUGUCGUUCGUGUCGAGCUUGGCGUUGAAGAUCGAGUGGCCGCACUUGAGCUUUGACGCGAUUCGAGCGCUCCAGGUCCAGUGCCUCGCCGCGUUGCGCGACGUUGUCCCGGUUGUCCGCGAGAUUUUUGCGUGGUUUGACCAUUUUUUUGCCACGUUGCUCGAGUACAUCAUGGUGGACCUCAACAUCUUCAAGUUCUUUGCCAACUGCACGCACGGAUUCGGGAUGCUCGUCAACUGGAUCGCUCUGUGGGCGACCGCGCUCUUCUUGUACAUCGUGAUCCAAGAGGACAUCCUGGCCAAGGUCCAAAAGAUCGGGUCGUAUUUGCCCGUCGAGGUCGGCAAGACCGGGGAAGAUCGGUUCGAACAGCUUGGGUCGGUGCUUGUCAGUCCGGUGUUGAUCGUGAUCAAAGUGCUCAUUUUGUUCAUUGCGCAGCAGUGGACUGUCUUCUCCAACGAGCUGUGGGAAGGCCAAACGUUCGUGCAGCCGGUGGCGAGCCAGCAGUGCAAGGUGGCAGGGCUCGAUUAUGCGCUCCAAGUGACGGCGGCCGUCCUCCUCAUCACGUUCUUUUACUUUUUCUUCCCGCUGCUCGUGUUGGACAUGUUCAGUUGGGUGCCGCCGUUCGACCUCAAGAGCGACAUCGACAGAGUGGAGGCCAGCCACCACGGCCGCAAACAGGGCAUCCACGACGCGGUCGACAACAACGUGAACCUGAUCGACUACGGCGACAACGCGAAAGACCCCAAGUGGUCGCGGUGGUGUUCGCUGCGCAACUUGUUUUGGUUCCACGGGUCCGGGCAGCGCAUCUUCAUGGACUACAAGUACUCGAGCUUUCACAAACUCACGAAAACGUACGGCUACGUCGGGAUUUGGUUUGUCAUUUUGUACGUGUACACGGUUUUGCUUCUCCAGAGCAUCAUGCGCGCCGUCGGCGCCGUGUUUGGAUGGCGGGGCAAGCGCGGGUACAUGUACCCCCGACCGCACUUGCGCGGCGCGUCGUCGUGGACAGACAAGUUUUGCUGCCGGUUCAAUGCCGAGUGGAAGCGGUACUGGGUGUUCAAGAAGGUCAUCAAACCGUUCGUUGACGUGCUUGCUGUCACGUUUGGGCUCUGGAGCUACGACCGAUGGGACGUGUACGACAUUGAAGAGCGCGGGAAGAGCUGCUUUCCCAUGGAGCCCAACAACGAGAUCAAGCAGCUUCAAAUGAUGUCGCUGCACGGCAAGGUCAACAGUUUGCUGUGGCUACCGUUUUCGUCGGCGGGAGUUCUAACCUUCAUUUCGGACUGCGUGAACCGUGGCCCGAUCUUGAGCUACUUCUUGAACGACCAGUUUUUGCAAGCGGACAAACCAGAAAGCGAGCGCGUGGGCAAGGUCAAGAUGCGCUUUAUGCGUUGGGGCAAGGCGCGCCACAACAACGAGGACGAAGCCGGCUUCGUCUACCUCGUCGACACGGAAUUUCUUGCCACCUUGACCAAGUGGGUGAGCUCGAUGGUCGAGCUGGCGUCGGUCCUGGCGCUGGUCCUCAUGCCGUUGAUCAACCGCAAUGCGGACGGUCUUGGAACCCCAGCCGCCGCCGCGCUCAUUGCCGCGUUUGUCUCGCCGGUGAUGGAAUUCAACCACCAGGUCCUCAAGACAUAUCGCAAGUUCCAGGAGUUUGCCAAAGUGGAACAAGCCAAGGUCCAAGACACUCUUCAGUCCGUGAUCGACACUACUCAAGCAGCUGCGACUGCCGCAGCGUCCAACAAUGCAGGCAAACUCACGGACAUCCAAGGACGAUCCCUCGCCCAGGUCCAACACACGCUGGGACUGAGCGCGGACCAAGCGGUUGCGCUCGAGAAGGUCGCCGCGAUUGCCAACGAAAAGGGCACCGAUGCCGUGACUGGCAAGAUCGCCGACGCAGAAUCUGCCGUGACGGACAAACUGAGCGCCGUCGGCGUCGACGUGACGUUUGCAUCCGUCCGCGAGAAUGCUAGCGGCGGCGACAACAACACCGACGAAACCGAGUCCGAAGAGGACGAAGAUGACGACGGUGGCGACAGCGACGAUGACGAAAACAACAAGACCAAGGACACCAAGGGCGACUUAGUCGUGUUGUCGGCAUUGCCAGAAGCGAGCUACAUAAUUCAAUCCGACAAGCUCGACGUGGGCGAAGGCGAGAUCACGGUGAGCUGGCGCAUCAACUCGAAGCGCCGAUUUCACGCGUCAGACGCAAUCGGGAUGUUUCCAGCACGUUCGCUGGACAACCUUCUGUCAAGGCGGACGAUGGACCAGUGCCUAUGCUACCGCCUCGUGUCCGAGUCGGACGUCGAGCCGUUCGGGUGGAAGCCGGACGCGGCGAACGAAAACCAUCAUGACAAAGUGAUGGUGACGCGGGCCGUUGCGCUAGAAAAGAUCUUGCACAGAAAGAUUGGUUCCUUGCACAGGCAGUCGGUGUCGUUAGCCAAAUCGAACGCCGACGACGACGACAACCAAGAGUCGACCAAAGCUGAUGAGAAAGCAGACUUGGAAGAAAGCGGAGAGAACCCCGAAAGCACCGAGCUCAUCGACUUGUCUCAGGCUGAAAACAUGUUUGAGUACGUGUUGGCCCAUGCGCCGCCUUCCCCAAAGAAGAUGCAUGACAUUUUGCUGGAAGAAAUCGAAGAGCACAAAGACGACAUGGAUGGACUUGCCGUCGCGGAGGCACUAAAAGAGGAUCAAAAUCACGAUGCAGACACCGCCUCGGCAGCCAGGUCCACCAAGACGGUCAACGGCCACGUCAAAUUCCGUCCAUGCAAUACGAACGAAGCCGAAGAUCACCCGAAACACGAAGACUUUAUCUUUGGCAAUUCCGCCGGCAUCUACCCGUGCAAGUAUGGGAUGGAAAAGUACGAGUUUUUGUACCUGCGAUACGUUGGCACCAAACUCCACGACGAGCGCGACUCGUCGACGCGAUCUGCGUACGUGGUCGUCGAGGACUCUCCCGAAGCAGCGCCUUUGCUGAACGAGCCGGAGCGCCGCGGAAGCCACACACGAGCGGUCGUGUCCAAGCCCGACGACUUUGACCCGCUCAACAAGUUUAGUUCGAACGCGGUCAGCGUCGGGACGUUUGAUCUGUUCAUUCGUCUUAGCUCGGACUCGCCCCUCAUGUGGGCCAACCAAGCCGUGAACGUAUCAUGGAACAUUUACGGCGUCGCGUACCAGGUGCUGGCGCAUCCCAAAAACAAAAACUGCAUCGCGUUUUACAAGGUCAAGGACAUCCACAACACUCGCAAGUGUGCCAAGCUCGAGAUCAUCCCGCCGACCGCAUUCUUCCCGAACCACGGGAGUGGUCCAGUGACGGGGCGCAUGAUGGUGACGACACCAAACGAGCCCGGGAUGUACGAGAUUCGGUUCCUGUUCAACUACUUUCACGCGGCCAAGUUGCAUCGCCGGUGCCAAGUGUUUGGCAUGCUCGAAGAAAAGAUGCAGACCGAGCGCAUCGCCAAUUUGUUUAUCAAGCGCGACAUGGCGCAGUCCCUGAACCUCCUCCACCACCAAGAACACCACGUGUGGAGCACUGCGAUCCUGCAAGCGUACGCGUGGUACCUCCCCAUUCUCGACCGCCUCUUGGCCGCGUCAACGACGACAGCGCCAGAGAUCUUGGAGCAUCCCGCCAAGUUUGCCACGACGAUGAUGCAAGCCUUUAGCGACACCUGCGGCUACCUCGUGAGCCAGCCGUCCCGGCAGCUUCAAUCGUGUCUGGAGCAAAUUUUGCACCCGCUGUGGACUCCAGGCUUCAUGGCGUUCCUCCACAGCACGUUCAGCCAGUCUCGGGACAUGGUGGCUCACGCGAAAUCGUUCACGUUUGUGUCGCCGACCGACCCGUACAAGGACACGUUUGUGAGCCAUCAACUCGACAUGCUUCGCGCGGCGUCUGUGCCACGAGCGACCACUGCAGACGGCGCGGAAGAGCCCAACGUCGAGUUGACCAUGGUUCGAUUGCUCCACGACGACGCGGACUUGCUUCGGUACGGCCCGACUGCGUUCGAGCAAAUGGCAUUCGACUACCUCGACGCGAGGUCGUAUUUGCCAGGGCACAUUGACUUGCUCGACGACUUGAUUUUGGGCCACUCGCCGUUGCUCAACACGGCCAGCCUUAUCCUCGACAACGUUGCUAUCACAUGCUGCGCGUUGUUCGAACCAGCGGUCAACAACGCGGUGCAAGGGUUCUUCCGCCACGCAAAGGAAGAGCGCAAGAUGGGACUGUUUCAAGAAAUGGACGUGAACCUCAAGGAUGGGUGCCGCAGCCACCUCGCCAAGCUGAUCCGCGCCGCCUUUGCGACAGACACUAGGACGGGCGAACGCUACGGGGGAUGGCAACUCGAGCCAUUGGAACACUGCACCAUGAAUGGCGCGUCCGUGCUAAUGCACCGCGCCGUGAGGACGUGGAUGAAACCUCGCCUGGUCAAGUACAUCAUGAAGACGCUCUCCCGUCGAUAUGCGUCUCUGACGAGCUCGAAUGUGGCCGUUGCCAAGAAAAUGGCGCGCACAGUGACGUGCCGCCGCCCGCCGACCUUUCGACGUGCGCCGGUGGAAGCCCCGGACCGCCAACCCAAGUCCGGACAAAGCGUCGUGUGGUUCUUGGACAACUCAGAGUACAUUGCCCGGAAGUACCAUUCGAGUUGA
This is a messenger RNA of Aphanomyces invadans, 11040 nucleotides long. RefSeq lists its product as hypothetical. The record is from RefSeq and is a predicted model, not a curated record. Lineage: Eukaryota; Oomycota; Saprolegniomycetes; Saprolegniales; Verrucalvaceae. The coding region runs from base 1 to 11040 and encodes 3679 amino acids. The transcript has 16 exons.